AUGGAAAAGUCAACAAAGAAGAAUAUAGAGGGAGUGCUAGCUUAAAUUGAUAUUUCCCAAGAUACUCAUAUAAAAUAUGGGGGAAACCUUGAGAGAAUGAUUAAAAGCCUUAUCAUUGAAUUAGAGGCAGCAUUACAACAGAAUUAGAAAUAAUUGAUGGAAAAAUAAUCAUUACUUUUUAUUAUGAACGUAGAUGGACUAAGAUUAAAGAUCUUUUGCAAGAAAAUAUUAGAAAUAGAAUCGAUUUUUUUAGAUUUCUCAAGGAUUAAAAAUGGCAGCAAAGGAUUAGAAAAUGGCAGCAAAGGAUUAGAAAAGAACUUUUGGAUAAAUAAUUGUGAGACUGAAGGAUGA
This is a messenger RNA of Paramecium sonneborni, 351 nucleotides long. Lineage: Eukaryota; Ciliophora; Oligohymenophorea; Peniculida; Parameciidae. The record is from the annotation of a GenBank genome assembly.